Numida meleagris (helmeted guineafowl) is the source of this 3905-nucleotide messenger RNA. It is a transcript of the gene SOST, whose product is annotated as sclerostin. NCBI's taxonomy places the organism in Eukaryota, Metazoa, Chordata, Aves, Galliformes, Numididae. Gene Ontology annotation, biological process: ossification; negative regulation of Wnt signaling pathway; negative regulation of BMP signaling pathway. The transcript has 2 exons. The record is from RefSeq and is a predicted model, not a curated record. Gene Ontology annotation, molecular function: BMP binding. Bases 1839 to 2495 code for a protein of 218 amino acids.
CCAAGGUUGGAAAAUCACGGAAUCAUGGAAUCACCAAGGUUGGAAAAGACCAACAAGAUCAUCCAGUCCAGCCAUCCACCUGCCACCAACAGUUCUCACUAACAGAUCAUCACACACAACUUCAAGGGUAACUUAUGAAGCACCGUAGCCCAGCCUGUUUUCAAAGACAGAUAAAACCAAAGCCCAGCAAUCCUGCAAGGAUGAUUUCCGAGCUGGUGUCUGUCAUUUCUUCACAAUGCUUUCUCCUCGGUGGGCACUCGCGUGGUGCCCCAGCGCAGCUCUCCUUGCUGCUGCACGGGUGUGGAAGCCAAAAACAUCGAUUCGGAAGUGAGAACAGCUGCACUUGGAAAAACCCUUGCAAUGCCUCAGCAAUUGGGUUUCUGGUGUUUGUGAGAGCACCGCUAACUUUGCUUUGGGGAAAAGAGGAAUGAUUAACAAAAGAAAUGCGGUUGUGCUGCCGCAGCCCCUUGCACAGAGCAGCGGGGCUAAAGCUCCUCCAGCUCAGCGCACAGACGCCUCGGCUGUGUGUGUCUGGGGGUGUGGAAGGGCAAAGAGGUGAAACGGCCUCGGGUCAUCACCGCUGCUGGAACGGAUUAUUUAUCAUCAGGGUCACCCCACGGGAGAGCGCACCUCCGCUUCACGUUGGGUGACACCUGUUUUCCGUGCCAGGGCAGGGGGGGAUGGCCGGAAUGGAAUGCAAGCCUUAGGUAACGAGUCCCCUACAGGAACAGGGGGAAAACCAGACAGCCCCAACUGCUCCCGCCGCUCGCGGAGGCAGAGCAGAACUCACAGGCUGUUAUUGACAUUCCGAGGAAUCUUUCAAAUGGCUGAAGUUCAGUGAAUCACUUUGGAAUCUCUUCUAGGUGAAAUAUUUCCACGGGGAUGGAUGCGGCAGACGUUGCAGGAACAUGCACAAGUGUCCUUUGCUGCUCCGAGUGCACAUUUGCUUUCAGUAGCUCAGAUGAGCUCAGUGCAGGGUCUGAUCUCACUGAAGGGUGCUUCCUGAUCAAUGUACUUAGCCUGAUAGCAUCUGUAAAUACCUGAGAAAUAUCUGUGGCCUUGAGAUGCAGAAAUCACGCAGCUGUCCCCAUUAUCAUCUCCGUUCCGCAAGGCAAAAGAAUACCACAGAUGAGAUUUUGGAACGUGGUGCAUUAAUAACACUUGGGAAAAGCAUCCCCUAUCCCUGGGCAUAAGGGCAUCAGCUCUCUCUUCUUCUUGGUUGCAUCAUGCACGGAAAUCAGUCUGGCCACAUUCCUGUGUUUAAAAUAAUCCCAUGUGCUGCACCCGACGCCUGUGCAAAACAUCAGCAGAAGGAGCAGCGUGCAAUGACACCGCAGCACGUGCAUUUAAAAUAAGCCACCAAAAAAAACAAAGGGAGAGCACCUCAGCAAGCAGCACCUGGCUGCGUGCCCCAACAGCAGGGCUCCUUGGGGCUGAUCUCUUUUAAAUAAAGCAACUUCUCAUUCUGAAAAGAAGCUCUUCCCUGUUUCUUUGGGUGCAUUUGUGACAUGAGAUGUCAGACCCCAAAAGCUGCAGAGGGGCUGGGCAGUGCACCCUACCCCUGUCAGUCACCACUGCUGCCAGACACAAAACCCAAGAACACGAGGGGAGUUUUGAGGCAGAAGUUGUAGAGUCCUGUCAACCAAGCCACCCCCACACACCGUCCUAUUUCACACUGACAAAAGCUGAGAUGAAUGAGUGGCUGCCUGGCCCUUCCCACUUUGGACAGCCAUUGGCUGGCUUGGUUCUAAAAAGGAUUUUAAAAAGGGGAAUCAUUUGCCUGUGCCUGGGAACUGAGGCUGUCAGGGUGCUGAGAAGCCGACCCGUGGGCUGCCACCAUGCAGAUCUCCUGGGCUGUGUGCUCUGUCUGCAUCCUCAUCCAAAUCGCAUCCCGGUCGGCCGGAGGGUGGCAAGUUUUCAAAAAUGAUGCGACAGAAAUCAUCCCCGAGAUCACCGAAAACACGGAGACGCCGAUGGAGCAGGCUUCCAGCAACAACAACAACACGAUGAACCAGGCGAAGCACGGGGGAAGGCACAUACACCGUCACACGCUAACCCCCUUCUCCUUUGCAGACGUCUCCGACUUCAGCUGCAGAGAGAUGCGCAUCACCCGCUACGUGACGGAGGGGCCGUGCCGCAGCCUGAAGCCCGUGAAGGAGCUGGUGUGCUCGGGGCAGUGCGUCCCGUCCCAUCUCCUGCCCAACUCCAUCGGCAGAGGGAAGUGGUGGCGGCAGAACGCCCCGGAUUACCGCUGCAUCCCGGCGCACACCCGCACGCAACGCAUCCAGAUGGCGUGUCCCGACGGUGAGACUCGGACUCACAAAUUCCGAGCCGUCACGGCCUGCAAGUGCAAGCGCUACACUCGCUACCACAACCAGUCCGAGCUGAAGGACUUUGGGAAGGAGCCCGCCAGGCCGCAGAAGAGCAAGAAGUCGCGUCUGUCCCGAGCCAGGAGCAGCAAACCGAACCAGCACGAGCUGGAAAACGCCUAUUAGGGAGGAAGCCGUGCCGAGCAAUGCAGCCCAGCAGCUCUGGAUAUUUUACACCACGUAACAACGGCACGCACAGGCCGAGCACGAGGGUCUGACUGCAGGCGGUUCCAAUUCCUUCUGCUACGCUGGGUCAAAGGCUCACAUAGUCAAAAUCCAUCAGAUGAUAGCGGUUAUGGUCUGAGAAUGAGAUAAACCGAGCUGGUGGGAGCAGCAGCAACGUUCAGUCUGAGAGGAGGGGACACCCUGGGGGUCAGCAUGAGACCACCUGGCUUGUACAAGGGAGGCGAGGCUGUUAGGGUGACAGUCACAUCACACCUGGGUAGGAGUCACUCUGCUUGCUGGGCAUGGAAGGAACACUGCAUCCCUUUCCCUUUUCUGAGUCCCAUGGUGCAGGACAAGUGAGGUGGGGCAGCACAAUCCCAAUGGGCUGGGGACGUUGGGGAUGAGGAGGUUGGGGCUGGGUCUCAACUGGACCCAGGCUGCCAGAAGGGAACAUCCUCUGCCAGGUGUCCUCAUGCCCCAGUGGUUUCCCCCGAGAAAGAAAACCAGAAUAUGACAUUUGUGCUCUCAUAAGCGUGACCAAUCUAUGUCACACUUCUAAUUACAAUACUGUAGGGUCAACGGGUUCGGAACUGAGAGCUGACAACCAAACCAUCCUAUUUUUUUAGGAGCAAGGGUUUGGUUUAGGACCAGUUAAGCGAGUUCUCCUAAGGGAAGAAGUUUUACAAAAUGGAUGCUCCUCUCAAGCGAGAUAACCUCACUGAUGUUUGUCCUGUAAAGAGCUAAUGACGUGCACAAUUUAACAUAAAAAGAUACUGAUUAGUCCUUAUUUCCUAGUACACAAUUGACUUUAGUAUCAACCUAGAUAUCUCAAUUCACAUUUCCUGCUCUGUAGUGUUUGAAUUACUUGGCCAUACACCUUGUAGAGCUAAGGCUGUGCAAGCCAAGUUCUGGGAGAAGGGUUCUGCGUGAGAAGUGAGCCUCUGCUAAUUUGAAAGUCAUUAAUUCCUUUAGAAAAGCCUUUGGUAUGUGCAGCUUUGGUACGUCUUUAGUUUGACAGCAACUUUACUUAGCUUCUCAACAUUCAGACUAACGUUUGUGUUUUACAUUAAAGAAUAUUACUGGGAAGUGAAUAGCCACAUGCUGUAUAUAUCCUGUAGAAGUGCUAGGCCUAGUAUCAGAUGAAGACAACUUGGGAUAAAGACAGUUCCUCUCCGUUCUUAUUUUCUGUGUAGAGCUUAUGCAGAGAUCAUAUAGACUAUGGCAAUUUGCCGCGUUGAUUAUAGAUUUUGCAAUUAUUUUAUGUGGGACCAGAAUCUAGAGAGAAAAGCUAUUGUUUCAAAGAGUGAAUUAUGUAUUUAUUUUGUCUCAAAAAUUAUUUAUGCAAUGUUUUUCCUUGUAGAGAAUGAGAAG